AUGCAUCCCCUUCAGUUGCAUCUCGUACAGAGUCUUCUUUCCUACCCUGUUUCUAACUCGUUGGGGGAUGAAUGGCGUCGGUGUGAUACGGGUACCGCAGCUGUUGUUCAGUACUGUGAUGUCCUCGAAGAAGGCCCGUUAAGGGGCCGGCCUAAACGGAAGACUGCUCAGCAGCAGAGCGAUGAGCAAUCAGCCCCAAAGGAUGUCGACUCGGGCGAGGUGCCUGUCUCUGUACGUCGGAAACCAUUACGAGCUACUAGGGAGUAA
Messenger RNA from Penicillium waksmanii, 267 nucleotides. RefSeq lists its product as uncharacterized. The transcript has 2 exons. The coding region runs from base 1 to 267 and encodes 88 amino acids. NCBI's taxonomy places the organism in Eukaryota, Fungi, Ascomycota, Eurotiomycetes, Eurotiales, Aspergillaceae. The record is from RefSeq and is a predicted model, not a curated record.